Akanthomyces muscarius is the source of this 756-nucleotide messenger RNA. RefSeq lists its product as uncharacterized. Bases 1 to 756 code for a protein of 251 amino acids. The transcript has a single exon. The record is from RefSeq and is a predicted model, not a curated record. Lineage: Eukaryota; Fungi; Ascomycota; Sordariomycetes; Hypocreales; Cordycipitaceae.
AUGACUAUGGCGCAGGAACCCAGUCCGCAAGCCACCUGCACAUCGGACGACUGCUUCGAUACACCCUCUCCGUGUAGACGAGUCAAUUCUAAUGAGAACUUUCCGUGGUCCGAAGAAGACACGUACUAUACCAAACUUUUCAGAGCUUGGGACAAUCUUCCCAUCCACGAUGCGUCUACGGAAACCGGACUGCUGAUGGAGCUAGACCACAUCAUCUCGCUUUUUGACAACUACAUUGGACACAACGAUCUUGGAUUUCGUGCCUGGGUCAGACGCCACCAGCUCGCCAUGGAAAUUGGGCUGGUCGAGACGCCGACCUGGCCAAAGCUAUACAUCCUGAAAGGCGGGAAGAUGAAAUGGCAAGACAAGGUAUGGGUCAGUCGCUACAGCUUCUUGGUGCAGCAGCGCGACAUUAUCGCCAAGAGCAGACUGCAGCACAUGAAAGGCUGCAAGUUGGAGGACAAGAAGCGGUUCUUUGGGCUCUCAUGGGCCUAUCCGCGACAGACUGUCAGGACUAUACAGUCCAAGGCCCCGGCGCGGCUGCGAAACCGCUGGCACGAGCCGCUCGAUUAUUGCCUCGCAAGAAUGGCGUACGAAUCAUACGGAAGACUGGACCUUUAUUCACUGCACGCCGAGUUUUGGGGAACCGACGCGUCUGUUAACGCGCCUGCGGAGAUGAACGACUGCAAGAUUAAAUGUGAAGCAAUGGAAGAGCUGGAGACGAAGCACAUCGAAUGCAUUGGAAGCGGAGUGUGA